GAGGAAGCGCGGCCGCAGCGUCGCCGCCUGCCCCGGCCGGGCCGCGUCCCGGAGCCGUCGGGCAUGGAGCCGUGGAAGCAGUGCGCGCAGUGGCUCAUCCACUGCAAGGUGCUGCCCGCCAACCACCGCGUGACCUGGGACUCGGCGCAGGUGUUCGACCUGGCGCAGACCCUCCGCGACGGGGUCCUGCUGUGCCAGCUCCUCAACAACCUGCGGGCGCACGCCAUCAACCUGAAGGAGAUCAACCUGAGGCCGCAGAUGUCCCAGUUUCUCUGUUUGAAGAACAUAAGGACAUUCCUUACAGCCUGUUGCGAGACCUUUGGAAUGAGAAAGAGCGAACUCUUCGAAGCAUUUGACCUAUUUGAUGUUCGUGACUUUGGAAAGGUUAUAGAAACACUGUCACGACUUUCUCGCACACCGAUAGCUUUGGCCACAGGAAUCAGGCCCUUCCCCACAGAAGAGAGCGUUAGUGAUGAAGACAUCUACAAAGGCCUUCCUGAUUUAAUAGAUGAAACGCACGUGGAUGAUGAAGAAGGUCUCUACGACUGUGUUUAUGGGGAGGACGAAGGUGGAGAAGUCUACGAGGACUUAAUGAAAGCAGAGGAAGCACAUCAACCUAAAUGUCCAGAAAAUGACAUACGAAGUUGCUGCCUAGCAGAAAUUAAGCAGACAGAAGAAAAAUACACAGAAACAUUGGAGUCAAUAGAAAAAUAUUUCAUGGCACCACUGAAAAGAUUUCUGACAGCAGCAGAAUUUGAUUCAGUAUUCAUCAACAUUCCUGAACUUGUAAAAGUUCAUCGGAACCUAAUGCAAGAAAUUCAUGAUUCCAUUGUAAAUAAAAAUGACCAGAACUUGUAUCAAGUUUUCAUUAACUACAAGGAAAGGUUGGUUAUUUAUGGACAGUACUGUAGUGGAGUGGAGUCGGCCAUCUCUAGUUUAGAUAACAUUUCUAAGACAAAAGAAGAUGUAAAACUGAAAUUAGAGGAAUGUUCCAAAAGAGCAAAUAAUGGAAAAUUCACUCUUCGAGAUUUGCUUGUGGUUCCUAUGCAGCGUGUUUUAAAGUAUCACCUUCUCCUCCAGGAACUGGUCAAACAUACUACUGAUCCUAUGGAGAAGGCAAAUCUGAAACUGGCUCUUGAUGCAAUGAAGGACUUGGCACAAUAUGUGAAUGAAGUGAAAAGAGAUAAUGAGACUCUUCGUGAAAUUAAACAGUUUCAGCUAUCUAUAGAAAAUCUGAACCAACCAGUUUUGCUUUUUGGACGACCUCAGGGAGAUGGUGAAAUUCGAAUAACUACUCUAGACAAGCAUACGAAACAGGAAAGGCAUAUCUUCUUAUUUGAUUUGGCAGUGAUUGUAUGUAAAAGGAAAGGCGAUAACUAUGAAAUGAAGGAAAUAAUAGAUCUUCAGCAGUAUAAAAUAGCCAACAAUCCUACAACCGAUAAAGAAAAUAAAAAGUGGUCUUACGGCUUCUACCUCAUCCAUACCCAAGGACAGAAUGGGUUGGAAUUUUAUUGCAAAACAAAAGACUUAAAGAAAAAAUGGCUGGAACAGUUUGAAAUGGCUUUAUCAAACAUAAGGCCAGACUAUGCAGACUCCAAUUUCCAUGAGUUCAAGAUGCACACCUUCAAUCGGGUUACAUCCUGCAAAGUCUGCCAGAUGCUCUUGAGAGGAACAUUUUAUCAAGGCUAUUUAUGUUUUAAGUGUGGCGCGAGAGCACACAAAGAAUGUUUGGGAAGAGUAGACAAUUGUGGCAGAGUUAAUUCUGCUGAACAAGGGACGCUCAAACCACCGGAGAAACGGACCAAUGGACUCCGAAGAAACCCCAGACAGGUGGAUCCAGGUUUACCAAAGAUGCAGGUCAUUAAGAACUAUACGGGAGCACCGCCCCCAGGUCUUCACGAAGGACCCGCAUUGCAUAUCCAAGCAGGGGAUACAGUUGAACUUCUGAGAGGAGAUGCACACAGUCUGUUUUGGCAGGGUAGAAAUCUAGCAUCUGGAGAGGUUGGAUUUUUUCCAAGUGAUGCUGUCAAACCUUGCCCAUGUGUGCCCAAGCCAGUAGAUUAUUCUUGCCAACCCUGGUAUGCUGGAGCAAUGGAAAGAUUGCAGGCAGAGACUGAACUUAUUAAUAGGGUAAAUAGUACUUACCUUGUGAGGCACAGGACCAAAGAGUCAGGAGAAUAUGCAAUUAGCAUUAAGUACAAUAAUGAAGCAAAGCACAUCAAGAUUUUAACAAGAGAUGGCUUUUUUCACAUUGCAGAAAAUAGAAAAUUUAAAAGUUUAAUGGAACUUGUGGAGUACUACAAGCAUCAUUCUCUGAAAGAAGGUUUCAGAACCUUGGAUACGACCCUACAGUUUCCGUACAAGGAGCCCGAACAUUCAGCUGGGCAGAGGGGUAAUAGAGCAGGCAACAGCUUGCUAAGUCCGAAAGUGCUGGGCAUCGCCAUCGCUCGGUAUGACUUCUGUGCCAGAGACAUGCGAGAAUUGUCCUUGCUCAAGGGAGACGUGGUGAAGAUUUACACGAAGAUGAGUGCGAACGGCUGGUGGAGGGGAGAGGUCAAUGGCAGGGUGGGCUGGUUUCCGUCCACGUACGUGGAGGAGGACGAGUGACCGGCGCCCCAACCCUCGAGGCACCUGCGCCCCCCGCGCCCCCGGCCUCGGUGGGGUGUCUGCAGGCUCGUGGGCAGCGGGCGGCUUGCCUGCAGGUGGCCCGGUGCCCCGAAAGCGCCUCGACCUGACAGUCCUGCCGAGGCCGCACCCCGUGGAGCCUGCCUUGCUAAAUGCUGAACCCGGAUUUCCUUUCUUCUCAUGUGCCAUUCGCCAGAAUGUUCGAUGGUACAAAGAAGCAGAAAUUUAAUUUUGCUCUUCCCAGCAUGAGGAAAAAUUCGAGUUUGGCCAUGUGGGCGGCUUCCGGGAAGGGUCCAGCACUGCUUGUCCUCAGUGGCCUCACAGGGUGACUCACUGGCUGGCAGACGCGCCUGCCCGUAGAUGCUACUCACGAUAAACUAGAAGAGACAAAUGCUCAGGUUUGCUUCAUUAGGGAUCUAUCCCAGAGGGGUUUUAAUUAUUCAUUUGAUGUUCUGAUUAUAUUUGCAAACUUCUUUAUAAAAAAAAAGUACAUAAAAGCGAGUGUCUUCAUAUUAAAUUUUCACAGCCUUCCUGAUUUUGUAGAGGCCUUGUGGACAUGGGUACUUCGUGAAGGAAUCUGCGCUGGGUGUGUCCUGGGUCGUUCAGGGAACCUGGGUACCUGACAUUUUCACAGAAGCAGAUCAAGGGCUACGAUGGAUAGUCAUCUUAUAGAAGCGACAUCUCUAAACAUAGAGGCCUUCCCGCCCCCACCCCCACCCCCCAAAAAGCCCCGGUACAUAUUUGCCGAAUCUCACAUUUUCCUGGACUAUUUACAGUAGCACAGAUAACUCAGCUGAGGAUCUUGUAAGGGAAGCACGGCUGGGUCCUUUAUGCAUUUCUGGGACAGGAGGAUCCCUGACCUUUUCUGGUCACAUUCUCUGCGGCCUCCCAGCUUCUCACUAGGACCUUGCCAUCUGUAGGUGCUUUUGGGGUGCUUGCUAACUGGUAGGAAGAUAGGUUGUGGGGUGCAUUUAUUUGACCAAGCUUUCACUUCUCAUAUGAGAAGUUUUUUAAGUAUGUUUUUCCUGGGAUAUACAGAGUCCUCAGUCAAGACAGUCAAGUUAAGACACUAACUUGGCCCUUUCCUGAUGAAAUAUUUUCUCCAGAGCAGAAGUCUUGUUCUGACACGAUUCAGAGAGCGUUUUAUGUUUGAAGAUGACAAAACAAAAACAUUAGGAGCAUUAACUUAAUAGAGCCAAACUAGGAACAUUCGAUUCUGAAAUUUGAGAUCAUCUCUGAAGUGAGGCGGUGUGCCUGCCAUCUCCCCAACCCACUGUCAGGCCACAGUUGGAUGGUCAGUAGACACCUGCCUCUCUGGGGACCCUCGUGAGCUAGGACUUCUCAAAAGAUAGAUUCAGGACCUUUACCUCAGAAUUAUGUAAACUGUGAUUGUGUUUUAGAAAAAUUACUGUUUGCUAAAACCAGUUAAGUUUUUGUAUAUGUGUAAAUGAUCACAAAAAUGAAUUUUAUAAAAUGUUCUGUACAGUGAAGUUGUACCCUCGGGGUGUACUCUUGGAGUGGAUUCUUUCCUAUGAAGUCUUAUCUGCAGUCUGUGUCUCGGGAAUGUUGUGUCUGUUACCGCCAGCCAAGUGUCGUUACGGAGGAAGUCACGUCCCACAAAUCGGAACACUCCUGUGUACAAUACUGUAGCUUGUAUUGUUUCUUUUAUUGUUAUUUUAGCCAAUAGAGCCCCUCCCUUACAAAUGGUGUUUGGUCUUCUUGUUGCAUUUCAUGGACCUGAGGGUUCCCCAGCAGAGGACAUUAGAGCCCCUUUUCAUGACCUUACCGAUUACAUCUUUGUCUAUGUUUAAUACUUUGUAUUGGAAAUUUUAAAUGCGGAUUUGUGUAGAUUUCUAAUACCAAAGACAGAAGUAAAUGUUUUUUCCAUAUGCUUUGUCUUGCCUGUAUGCAGCCGUUGUGUAAUACGGUGAUUUAGUGUAUUUCACUUUGUAAUAUUUUGUAAAUAUGUCAAUACAAUAAAAUAGUUACUACUUGCAUUAAAUUGA
Messenger RNA from Nyctereutes procyonoides (raccoon dog), 4631 nucleotides. It is a transcript of the gene VAV3, whose product is annotated as vav guanine nucleotide exchange factor 3. Lineage: Eukaryota; Metazoa; Chordata; Mammalia; Carnivora; Canidae. Gene Ontology annotation, molecular function: guanyl-nucleotide exchange factor activity; protein binding. The transcript has 27 exons. Gene Ontology annotation, cellular component: plasma membrane; cytoplasm. Gene Ontology annotation, biological process: cell migration; intracellular signal transduction; regulation of GTPase activity. The coding region runs from base 64 to 2607 and encodes 847 amino acids. The record is from RefSeq and is a predicted model, not a curated record.